UAGGGGUGCCGUUCGUGGUGACAGGUUUAACAUCAACCAUGUUAUGACCGGCACCAUCAGCAUGUAAACAGAACCUCGUGUGAGGCUGACGGCCGGGGCAGAGGAAGCGACUGGAAAAGACUGAAGGUCCUGGUAGAGUGAACACCUGCAUCCUAACUGCAGAACUUGAGAUACUCACAUCAUCAGAAGAAAAUUUUUAGUCCUGAAGCUAUUACAUUAUGGAUGACUAUAAUGGAUUAGAGAAGACUUUUGUGGAGCAACACAAAAUUCAGCUUGAAUCUUCGGGAGUCCCUCGUUAUUUUUGGCCAACUGUCUUAAGGAAGCUCCAGGGACAAGUGUAUGAUGCUGGAGAAAGUUUUCAGCUCUGCCAGUUAACCUAUGCUGAUGGAGAAAAUGACCAAGGGGAGCCUCUGUGGCAAGUCAUUGUUACUAAACCAGAUGGAAUCAAGGCCACAGAUCCAGAAAACAUAUUCCUGAUUGAUCAUGCUUGGACUUACCGAGCACAUGAAGCAAGGCAAUACUUGAGAGACAUUCCUGGUUUACUAGAAAGAAUGGUAGCUCUGAUGGUCAUCCCACGUGAGAAUAACAACCGAGAACAGUUUAUAGAAAAGGUGCUUCAAGAGAUGUGGAAGUUUAAUGGAACAUAUAGCCUUGGGGGAAAAACACCAGAAGAGCGUCUCCCCGUUUGGUUUAUCAUGGAUGAGUUUGGAUCUCGUAUUCAACACUGUGGUGAACCAAACUUCCGUGUUAUCCCAUUCUAUUAUGCCCCUCAUCAGUGCUGUUAUUCUCUCCUAUUCCCUAUUGAGGAUGUGGAAGAAGGAGAUGAAGUAACAAGAAACUUCGUGGAGACUCCCCCUGUUGACACAAUAACUCGUGAUGCUCAGAUGCUUCCUUGGUUCCCAGAGGAGCUGUCUCAUGUCGAUCCUCAGCAGACAGAACCUCUGCCAGAAUUUUUUCAAUGUGGACGCAUGAACGAGACUCUCCCAGACUGUAAUACGGAGGCUGCUGAUUUACCCACUGAUCGACCACUUCAUGUCUAUGCUGAGUAUGAGUGUGUCCGCGAAUACUUAACUGAUACACGUUUUGUUGUGGUGGAUUUCAAGGAGGAAGCAGACAUCUUGUGGAUGGUUGAACACUUCAAGGACUUCAGGAGUCUUCGAGAUAAACCACAUUGCCGGGUAAAUCAAUAUUUAUGUGAACACUUGAUAACAGUCAAGGACCUGCUGGCUGUUGUUUGUCGUCGCAGUGUUGACUCAAGAAUAGGAAAAGAAGAGGAUGAUGCGACUGGUCCCUCUUGGUUACCUCUCACUUAUUGUUUGAAGAGAGAGCUAGUAAAAUUUGUUUCGUUGUUUCAGAGAAAAGAAAAGAGAGGAAAAGACAACCACUGGAUCAUAAAACCAUGGAACCUGGCACGUGGCCUGGACCACACCAUUACAAAUAAUCUAAAUCACAUCAUUCGUCUCCCAUCUACAGGCCCAAAGAUUGCCCAAAAGUACAUAUCCAAUCCUGUUUUAUUUCAUCGAGAAGACAUUGAUGCUGAUGUCAAGUUUGACAUUCGGUACAUUGUGAUGCUACUCAGUGUGGAGCCUCUAAAGGUGGCUGUAUAUAAAAGGUUUUGGAUUCGCUUUGCUAAUCAGGCUUUUGACCUGACAGAGCUGGACAACAACCAGAAGCACUUUACUGUAAACAAUUAUAAUGAUGCAUUCCUUCUACAGAUGUACUGCCAUGAUUUUAUCUGCAAGUUUAAUAGCCAGUUCCCAGAGCAACCUUGGCAGACAUCAGAGGAGCAGAUCUACAACAUGAUCCAUCAGGUAUUCAAGUGUGCAACUGCCAAAGAUCAUCCACAAGGCAUUCCACAUAACCCACAAUGUAAAGGAUUUUAUGGGUUUGAUGUUAUGUUGGAAUGGACAAGUAAAGAAGGAAAAGAAGUUAUGCAGCCACAGCUACUUGAAGUCAACUUUAAUUCAGAUUGUAAACGUGCCUGUGAAUAUUAUCCAGAGUUCUUCAAUGAUAUUUUCUCAGUAAUGUUUCUUGAUGAAGUAGAAGGACACAAUGUUGCCAUUCUUCAGUAAAAUUGUUUAUCAACAAUCUACUCAGUCACCAGCAGAGUGAUAAGGUUCUUGUAUACUGUAAGGAUAUGAUGACAAAGUUUUGUUUUAGGAAAGUGCGGACAAAAGUUGUGUUGCGUGUCAGCACGGAGUACUGUAUAUUCAAGCUAGAGUAAUGCAGCUGAUUGCCUUUGAAUAUGUUGUGAUCUACAAAUGCAUGGAACUUGCAUGUUUGUUUGAAUGAAGCAUAAUAUUAAAGUUUACUAAUUUUUGAAAAGUUUUUGUUAUCUGUUGGUAAACCUUUGUUUCGAAUGACCAUAUUUUUAUUUAUACAGUAUAUUUAAUAAAACACAUUGGUGUUUAUAGUACAGUUUCUUCCAGGUGUGAUGGUGCCCCAACGUGCCUUCCUUGCUCUUGUGGCAAUAUCGCAUUACUCAUGUGGCUAGGGAAUUGAUUGAUAGGUUCUGUUUCCAAGUGGAGUAUAUGGGGUCCCCGAGUUACGAAUGGCCUCCGUUCCUGGGGACAUUCGUAAGUCGGAUUUGUACAUAAGUCGGAACACAUGCUAUUGGCAUACCGUAUACAGAACAAUGUUUAAAAUCCUACUAUAUUAUAGCCUAAGUUUUUAUAUAUAUAUCUAAAAUUAUUUAAUUUAAGAGAAAGGAAGAAAUAGAAUGAAAAAUACAGUAAAUGAAAGUAAAAAAAUAAGUAAUCAGGUAAAUAAAUUACUGUACUGUAAAUUUCAAGUAUAACCUCGUUCGUGUCGGCAGGCGUUCAUAAGUUGGGGACCCUCUGUACUUGGUUUUGCUAGUAUACUAUUUGUAUAUUAAUAUUCAAAAUAACAAUAUUCAAUGGAAAUAAUACAUAGUUUGUUUUUUGUACCAUGAUAUAUGAUGUUACUUAUAAAUAAAGAAGCCUUUGAGGAAAAGGAGUCGUGCAACAUUGCCACAAGAGCAAGGAAGGCACCAUUGAGGGGUAACAUCACAUCUGGAGGCGACUGUACAUAUUAAUUAUUACUUCACUUUCAUGGUGUGUGGUGUCUGCAGAAACAAUGUAAUAUAAUUGCAUAAUCUUAUAAGUGACUACAGUAGACUCUCAAUUAUCUACAGAUAAGGGCUGUAAUGAUAUCCACAUCUUUUUCCCCUUUUUAUAAGCAGCUUUCAUUUUAUCCUUAAGUCUUUGACUUUGUAGUGUUUCAAGCACUAGUGAAUUCUCUAGAAGUACCUGUACUGGUGCUUUUGAGAAACAAAAUACCAGCUAUUAUUAUUAUUAUUCUAAGCUUAUUAUUUCUGGUCCCAAGCUUGCUGGAUAAUUGAUAUACUACAUGUAUAUAUUUGAGAAAAUGGUGAGUGUAAAGAGCCUGCUAACCUGAAUUACAUGUAAUCCAUUGUGAAUUGCUAAUACAAGUAUCCUUCAUUAUGUGAAUGGGUUAGGUUUCUUGAAAACCAUUUGUUAAGUGAAUAUUCAGACAUCAAAUAAUAUAACAUAUGGGAAAAAAUAGGAUUUGGUUCCCCAAUGACAAGAAAACCUCGAUAUUGUACUGUACCUAGAAGAAAUGAAAUAGGUUCAUGGGCAAUGAAAAACCUACCUAACUACUGUAAAUUAUCACCUAGCACAUUAAGAAAUUAAUGAAUUAUAAAUUUGGUACAUUUCCUUCAAGGACCAUAGCUUUUGUGGUAAGAAAGAGGUGUAAGAAUAGAAUUCGUAUAAAUGAAUAUUUGCAGAGCGAACGUUAGUGUAGCAAGUGAUCCCUGUAGUUGACAAUAUACAAAAGUGCCAAGAUAACCAAAAACUGCAGAUAAUUAAUAUUUCAGUUAUUUAAUAUACACAUAAUUGAGAGUCUACUUUAUAUUAAUCAAUAUUCGAUUAUUAAUUAACUUGAUAACCGGUAAUGGUUAGUCUAUAUGUGAAGUUAUAAUGUGAAUGUGUUGUAAGGGUAAGGUAGGCUCCUUCUUGUCAUGUAGAGGAAGGUAUCCAUAUGUCCAAGAUGUAUGGAGAUUACAGUGGUUGGUGAUCCUGUUAGCUCGAACUGUAAGGAACACUAAUGAACAAUGUUUCUUGAUGAAGUGGAACAACUCAAUUGUGUCUUAUAUCAACUUAUUUAUUCACCAAUAGGGUAAUACAGGUUCUUGUAAACUGUCAAAGUUUAACAAGAAAGUUGUUAUUUUAGGAAAGUGAGGACCAAGUUGUAUUGCUUUUAAGCAUUAUGUAUAUUUAAGCUAAAUUAAUGUAGCAGAAUUGCCUUUGAAAAACUUCUGGCCAUUAAUGCAUGGGAAGUCGCAAUUUUAAAUCUUUGUAUAUUACUGUUUAUUUAAUUUAUUGAUUUAUAAGUUAUUAUUAUUUUAUGGUAAAUCUUCAUGCCUUAGAUUGAAAGUAAAAGUGUGUCUCAUUAUGUAUUUAAUUAAAAAUUAUUUACAAUAUGAUGUGUUAUUUGUUAUUACAGUUGUAUACAGUACAGUACUGUUUUUGUUUUUUGUGCAGAACAGCAUAAUAUCAUAUGCAUAAAUGUGAAAUUAUUAGAAUGUAUGAUUUAUUAACUUGAUAAUAGGUAAAGACUAGUCUGUAUUUGACAUUUUAUUGUUUGUGCAUGUUGUUGGGAAAAGAGAGGCUCCUUUGUCAUGAAGAAGACAUCUUUUGUGACCAUAUAUUAAGUGACUUUAUGAUGUGAUUGAUGAUCCAGAUAGCUAGAACUCUAAGGAAUAGUUCAUAUCUCAUUGAAAAAAUAUUUUUCUUAAUAUGUUGCUCAAAUUUCCUGAAUGUUUUCUUACAUAUGUGACUUACAAAUGUAUUGACAACAUUUUAACAUCAACUUAAAGAUCACUGCCUAAUGUUGUGGAUAUUUUCUUGAAGUGUGCAAUAUUUAUUUUGUGAAAAUUGUUGAAAUUCUUUCAUAGUGUAUGUAUAAGUAACAUUAAGGUUACAAGGUUUAUAACCAGCUGUGAAAUGUUAUUACUGUACAUGUUAAUCAUAGUUUUAUGUCAAGUGUAAAGUUUGUAAUUUUAAAUUAUUAUGACAAUACUUUACAUACUUUGAAAAGAAUGAUAUCAAUGCCAAUAAUACUCAAAUGAUACAUUUUGCUUCAUUGCAAGGUA
Homarus americanus (American lobster) is the source of this 5137-nucleotide messenger RNA. It is a transcript of the gene TTLL12, whose product is annotated as tubulin--tyrosine ligase-like protein 12. The record is from RefSeq and is a predicted model, not a curated record. Lineage: Eukaryota; Metazoa; Arthropoda; Malacostraca; Decapoda; Nephropidae. The coding region runs from base 219 to 2072 and encodes 617 amino acids. Gene Ontology annotation, biological process: protein modification process. The transcript is spliced from 14 exons.